Messenger RNA from Folsomia candida, 2195 nucleotides. RefSeq names its product UNC93-like protein MFSD11. Bases 453 to 2009 code for a protein of 518 amino acids. The transcript is spliced from 13 exons. NCBI's taxonomy places the organism in Eukaryota, Metazoa, Arthropoda, Collembola, Entomobryomorpha, Isotomidae. The record is from RefSeq and is a predicted model, not a curated record.
AAGAAUAAAAAAAUAAUCAUCAUUAAGUGUCCACUCCGCACCUCCGUGACACCGAAUCCGUUCGUGUCAUGAUUUAUACAAUCGUGCCGUGACAGUAAUAAAUAAUAAGAAUAACGUACGAUAUCUGUGAUUGACAGAUAAAAUAGUUGACAAAAUUCGAGAUACACACAUGCAAUCUCGACUUAUGUUAUAUGUAAAUCAGGCUAAACUAACAAUUCAAUGAUUCGCAUCACAUAAUAAUACGUAAUAUUUACUGGAAUACUAUUGCCUCCUCCUUAUAAGUAGUGUAACAACGGAACGAAAGAUAAGUACUUAUGUACAAUCAAUGCAGUUCAUAUGCAUGUACUCUACUCAUGGUGUUACUUUUAUCUCAAAAAAAUGUGACAAUUGACUUUGACUUAUCUUAACUCAUACGGCGACUAUACACAUCCAUAAAUACCUCAUCAAUCUAUAUGCGACUUUUUAAUACGUGUCGUGCCCUUCUCCGUCAACUCGUAUCGUGUCCUUUCUACCUCUUCCGACGACACUGUUGUAGCCGAAAUCAUCGUCAUAAUCUUGCAGACAGCAGGCCCCUCUUGGGACGGUCGAGGACCAGUAAUUUAUCUGCUGGUGGGGGUCACUGUUUCGACAUGGCGUGUUGUGCCUCGGGGGACAAACAGUUCCAAAAUGUGUUGCUGUUAAGUAUUUCAUUCAUGCUAAUUUUUACGUCAUUCCAGACGAUGGGAAACAUUGAGCAGACCGUGUUGAAAAGUAUUCAAAACGACACGCCAGGAUUUAAUGGGGAUGGGUACACUUCAUUGUCGAUAAUUUAUGGAGUAUUUUCCAUAUCUAAUUGGCUCGCACCGUCAAUCGUGGCGUUAUUUACGGCAAAGUAUUCCAUGAUUUUUGGGGCCGUGUUAUACACAGCGUUCAUCGCCAGUUUCCUUUACCCUUUGACAUGGCUGCUAUAUUUGAUGUCGGCCGUGUUAGGAUUCGGGGCGGCUGUGAUAUGGACCGCUCAAGGGAGUUAUCUUACCCUGUGUUCAAACGAAAUUACAAUGUCGCGAAAUUCUGGCAUGUUUUGGGCCAUUUUACAAAGCAGUAUGUUUUUUGGAAAUUCCUUCGUGUUUUGGCAAUUCGAGGGCAAGCAAGAUAUCGACAGAUAUACUCGCAAUCUCGUAUUCAGCGUCUUAACGGGCGUCGCCGUUGUGGGAGUUGCCGUCAUGUGCCUUUUACGAACUCCGCAAUCGGAUGAUGACCAGGCGGUACGACCCCCUCCUUCCGACGUGCCGCAAGAAGGCGCUCUUACCGCUCUUAAACAAGCCGUCCAGCUCUUCACCCGCCCAAACAUGAUCCUCCUCGCCUUCACGUUUUUCUACACGGGAAUCGAGCUGUCUUUCUUCAGCGGCGUUUACUCCACGUCGGUCGGAUUUACAAAUAGAUUUCCGGAAGCGAAGAGAUUGGUCGGCCUUUGUGGGAUUCUGGUCGGUCUGGGAGAAGUAUCAGGUGGAGCGAUUUUCGGCCUUUUAGGCUCCAGAACGGUGAAGCAUGGACGAGAUCCUAUAAUCUUACUAGGCUUCUUGUCACAUACGGUCGCGUAUUACUGCGUUUUUAUUAAUUUGCCGGAUUUGUCACCGUUAAACCCUACGGAUCAAGUCUCUUAUUUAAGGCCUCCUUCAGUCAUCCUUGUAAUGCUGUGUGCAUUUUUAAUGGGUUUCGGAGACUCAUGUUACAAUACCCAGAUUUACUCCAUACUCGGUGGAUUAUAUCCGGACAAAUCUGCUCCAGCUUUUGCCUUAUUUAAAUUCACCCAAUCCGCCGCUGCUGCGACUUCAUUUUACUACAGUUCCAUCCUCACGCUCAGAAUUCAGUUGGCAAUCCUCCAAACAUUUUGUGUUUUAGGGACGCUAACGUUUUUCCAGGUGGAGUGGGCUUCCGUCAAAAAAGCGGCGUCCGUCCAAACUCCGGGAGAGUCCUGUGUCGAGGAAGAAGACGAAACUGAAGGAUCGACUCGUUACGCAAAAGACUAAUCAGAGAAGCAACAAUACAGAUAUCCUAAGUCAUAAUAUUUUAUAAAUGUGUAUGCUGUUAACUAAGUCACUAUUUAAAUAACUACAAUAUCUACAUGAUGCAACAUUCCGCAUUUUGUAUUCCUUAUUACCGGAAAUAAAUAAGAUCAAAAUAAUUUGUAAAUAAACACAAACUGAACUACCUGA